Molecule: messenger RNA, 868 nt
Organism: Rhipicephalus sanguineus (brown dog tick)
Lineage: Eukaryota; Metazoa; Arthropoda; Arachnida; Ixodida; Ixodidae
Exons: 7
Coding region: 65-808 (247 amino acids)
Source: RefSeq, a predicted model, not a curated record
GCGUUGCAGGCGGCCUAAGCAGCCUAAGUGGUCACUUGACAAACUUUAGCUGCGUCGUGCCAUCAUGUAUACGGAGUGUGGACGUAUUUGUGGCUGCGUCCUGCUUUUCCUGAUUUUUGGAAGCUGCAGCGCACAGAUCGGCAGCAAAUGCACAUUCCUUAGCUGUCGCUUCGCCAGGCACGCUGCUUGCGAUGCCAACAAUAUCUGCCGGUGCAAGCCGGACUACCCUGUGCAGGUGUCACCGCUCAAGUGCGCAAAAGCACGACGAAAUCUGGAGGUGUGCACUGACAGCAAAGAAUGCACCGUUACAGAUGCAAAUAUGUACUGCUCUCAAACGUCAUCGCAGAGUCGUUGCGAGUGCCAUAUUGAUUUCACCUAUACGAAGAGUCAAGAUCCUGUGAACCUUUCGUUCACGCACUACCGCGAAAUAGCUGGAUUCUUCUUCGAGCUCUUCAAGCUCGGCGGCUUAGCACUGUCCAGCAUGCUCUGCUGCUUCCUUGCCCUGUGGCGACUUUGUAAACGGGCCAACAAUAACUUCCUGAGCAGUUUACAAACCAGUGGCAGUGUAAAUUCAAGAGCGACACGGGAGCACACGCCUGUCCGGACGCAGGACUCGUGGAGUUCCGAUACGUUGCCUUCAUACGAAGCAGCAGUGUCGCUAAAGGUAGUGAACAAUGCCAACUCGUGCCUCUAUCUUUUUCGCACCGCAUAUCGGUGUACAGAGGCCAUCAUCGUCUCAAAAGACCCUCCACCACCAUACAGUGAAGCUGUUACACUGCAACUACCCUUGUCUGAAACAAAAGUGUGACCACGGUGCUUCUACUGACAAGUCUGGAUCCUUCCCAAGCGUUGCUGUAUCAAGCACAGG